UCUGAUUUCCCAUGGAUUCCUGCUUCCACCAUCGGAUAAUGUCCGGAAACAUUGCCAAGUAAAUAUGAGAGUAUUAUUUUGGAGAAAUAAUUAAUCCCAAUCAAAAAUAAAUAAAUAAAUAAAAUAGAACGCCAGAGAAAAGAAAGCGAGGGUGGAAGCCAGCGAAGCCGAUUGCCUUUGGUAGUGAGAAAGGACCUGGGCACGGGCUGGAGCGCCGUCGUCCCCUUACUUCAGCACCGAAGGGGAUGGACAGCGUAUCUGGACUGGGCUGCAGCCACCCUGGCAGAGCUGCGCUGCCGCCGCCGCCGUCCUCGCUGCUGCUGCCGUCGCCACGGGCAGCUGUGCUCCCUGCUCCUCGCAGCUAAAAGACAGUGCUCCCUUAUCCCCCUCCCCACACCCUUCUUUCCCUGAUGGACGAAAAGUAAUCUUCCUUAUACAUCUGCUGCAGUCAAGGACCGGACUCUGAGGAGUAGCUCUUGCUCCACAGCUUACUCUCAGCAGCAACUUCAAGAAUAAUUUUUCUAUAGGGGGCUGGGAGGAAGGCAAGUAGAAUAGUGAGGGCGAAGUUGUUACAAGCUCUGGAAAUCAUGGGCUCUGCAGUAGGGGUCGAAAUGCCCAAAGGCCCUUACUUCUUGAAAUAAACAGAAUGUUCACCAGUGGAUGUCAACUGUUUUGGAAAUAGCUCUGUGGAAGCAGGUCUGAGAUCUACUCAAAACCCUAUAUUGGAGAAACUGAAUAGACUUCCUAUUCCUUGACGUUGGCAGAUUGUUCUCCAGAAUGCCGAGAUUGCCAGAGAAGUGACUGCCACAAGAGGAAAGCAUUGCUCUAUCCAAAUUCAAACUACGCCUUGGACGUGCCGCAGCACAUGGAUUUCAGGUCUGCCUGUGAAGAGACAAAGACAGGGAUUUGUUUGCUGCAGGAUGGUCACCAGGAGCCUUUCAAAGUGCGGCUGCACCUGGCCAGAGACCUUCUGAUGAUCCAGGAACAGGAUGUGAUAUGUGUGUCUGGUGAGCCUUUCUACUCAGGUGAAAGAACGGUGACCAUUAGAAGACAAACUGUAGGCGGAUUUGGAUUAAGCAUCAAGGGGGGAGCAGAACAUAACAUUCCAGUUGUCAUUUCAAAAAUCUCCAAGGAACAAAGAGCGGAACUUUCAGGACUACUGUUUAUCGGGGAUGCAAUUCUACAGAUAAAUGGAAUUAAUGUGAGAAAGUGCAAACAUGAAGAAGUGGUUCAAGUUCUUCGGAAUGCUGGAGAAGAAGUGACCCUAACUGUGUCAUUUUUAAAAAGAUCACCUGCUUUCCUCAAACUUCCAUUGAAUGAAGAUUGUGCAUGUGCACCCAGUGACCAGAGCAGCGGGACCUCCUCCCCUCUCUGUGACAGUGGCCUGCAUCUCAACUACCACCCCACCAAUCCAGACACGCUGUCGUGCUCCUCGUGGCCAGCCUCUCCAGGGCUGAGGUGGGAAAAGCGAUGGUGUGAUCUCAGGCUCAUCCCCCUGCUGCACUCCCGCUUCUCUCAGUACGUGCCUGGGACGGAUUUAAGUCGGCAGAAUGCUUUACAAGUGGUUGCUGUGGAUGGCGUCUGCAGUGGAAUUAUCCAGUGUCUCUCUGCUGAAGACUGCAUUGACUGGCUGCAAGCAAUAGCAACCAAUAUUUCAAACCUCACAAAGCACAAUAUCAAAAAAAUCAACAGAAACUUUCCCGUAAACCAGCAGAUCGUCUAUAUGGGCUGGUGUGAAGUACGGGAUCAGGACACCCUUCAAGAUCGGCUGUACUCGCCGACAUUUCUAGCCCUGAGGGGCUCUUGCCUUUACAAGUUUUUGGCACCUCCAGUGACCACCUGGGACUGGACCCGAGCAGAGAAAACAUUUUCAGUUUAUGAGAUUAUGUGCAAGAUCCUCAAGGACAGUGACCUGCUGGACAGGCGGAAACACUGCUUCACGGUGCAGUCCGAGACUGGGGAGGACCUCUACUUCUCUGUGGAGCUGGACAGUGACCUGGCGCAGUGGGAGAGAGCCUUCCAAACAGCAACCUUCCUGGAGGUGGAACGGAUACAGUGCAAGACUUACGCGUGUGUGCUGGAAAGUCAUCUCAUGGGACUCACCAUUGACUUCAGCACAGGAUUUAUCUGCUUUGAUGCUGCAACCAAGGCUGUUCUUUGGAGGUAUAAGUUUUCUCAGCUUAAAGGUUCUUCAGAUGAUGGCAAGAGCAAAAUCAAAUUUUUGUUUCAGAAUCCAGAUACUAAACAGAUUGAAGCAAAGGAGUUGGAAUUCUCAAAUCUAUUUGCUGUUCUCCACUGCAUUCAUUCAUUCUUUGCUGCAAAGGUAGCUUGUUUGGACCCUCUAUUUUUAGGCAAUCAGGCUACUGCUUCUGCUGCUACCAGCUCUGCUACUACAAGCAAAACAAUGUAUAUGACUUGACAUACUGAGCCCAUAUUGCCACUGACCAUGACUACAUAAACAGAAUAGACAUGGUCAUCGUUUUAGACCUUGGAGAAACCAUGACAGCACCAUGUCAAUAGUGGAGUCAAAUUUUGGCAGAAAAAGGAAGGUCAUAUGGGAGCGCAAAAACAUUUCUAUGCUGGAAUGCAUCCGGGAAUAAACCUAGAAGAACAAAAUAGCUUUGAUCUCACAUGAUCGACAUGUUCCUCUAUAUUGCAUUAGUCAAAAGUGGAGACAAAAGAAGGAAUGAAUUGAAGAAGAGUGUAAAUAUAUAAAAAUUGUAAGCUACCUACAAAAAUUCCAGUUAAUGAUUUUUUUCUGUUUUUUAGAUUAUUUUGUAUGAAAAAUACAUGUUGGUCCAGAUUAUGAACUUAUGCCCUGUCAUUUUAUUAUGUGUGACAUAAAGAAAGCAAAAAUCAUGUGACUGCAAGGAGACCAGCAUGCAAAAAAUAUCAUCAAAGAAGAAAGCACUUUAAUUUGCUGAUGUAAAUUUCUUCUUGAAAUAUUCUUCCAGAAUUUGACACUGACACUCCACUUUUGUUUCUUUUAUUGUAAAAUAUCCACAAGAAUUGUAAAAGGAUAACUAUAUCUACUUAUGGUAGAAGCAAUGUGAAAUGGACUAUUUCUUCCUUCAUCACUGACAUUAAAUGUUUUAUUAGUAGGCAGGCCAAUCAAAUAUUUAAAAUGUAUUCAUUUAAUUAUGAUUGAUAUAAACAUUCAUAAAUCCCUUGUUUCUUUCUUGAUUUUAAGGGAAUUCAUAUUUUACCUGAAGGAAUUUAUUAUCAAAUUAAAGUUUUCAGUGACCCCCCCCAAAAAGGAAAUAAUAUCAACAAACAUGGUAUAAGCAACAGCUCUCUGUAAUCCUAACCCUAUUAGUUAAUCGUGAACUGAAAUGUCCCUAGAAAGUAGGCUCAAAAGCUGUUAUUUGUUAUCUCAUUGACUGUCUUCAUUUUAGUGAUAUUUUUAUAAGAAAAUAAGAUGAGAUCUGAAAAUGAAAUUUUAAAUCUAGUACAUUAUCAUGUCAUAUAAAGUGAUUAAGCAAUGCCAACUAUAUGGAUCAUUUUAGGUAUCUCAUCAUAGGUGUGUAAACAUGUAAAGGCUGAAAAUUUGGAAGCACGGAGAGGUGCACAUGCUGCCCAGAAUCCAGGCAUGACAUCACCUUUUUUUAUAAUGUGGGAAACACUCUCUGCCUUUCACUUUAGAUUUAUUGAGCUCCACUUUUAAAAAAUCAGAUGCUUAUCAAAAGAGGAAAACACCUUACUGUUUUUAUCAUCACAUGUAUUACCAACUAACUGAACAUUGGAUGUUCCCUUAUGAAGAUGAUCAACUAUCCAAUAAGGGGAUUAGAUUUUCUGUUUUGACAACAUAGGAGACAAAAAGUCACUCAAGAAGGAAACAAAAUUCAUUGUAAAAAAAGACACAUACCCAUUAUAAGCUUUUUUAAAAUUAACAUUUAGCUGUUUCCAUAAUCAUAAAUUAACUCAUUUUGUAUCUGACUACUGAAAUAAAUUAAAUGGAAAAGAAGAAAUGAAGAUGCAUAAUUGUCAAGCCUUAAGAUCAAGUGUUAUGUUGGAUCUGGUACACCUUAUUUAAAUAACUAUGACAAAUUGGACAAUAUACAGUUUUUAAUAUAAUAUAUUUUGAUCAUAAACCUGACUGGUAUUCAUGAUUAGGACAAUGCUUUAGAAUUGUGUAUUGAUUGCAUAAUGAUGGACAAUGCUUUAGAAUUGUGUAUUGAUUGCAUAAUGAUCAACAACACAGCGGUCAUUUUAAAAUUAGAAGCCCACCUAACUGACUUCCUUAGGCCAGUUAUGAACUUAUGAGUAGAGGAAGCAUCUACCUUAGGAUUUUAGGCAGGAGCAGCCAGUUCACCAUAGGCUUUCUGCUACUGAUUAGAGCUGCAGCUCACUGUGCUCCAUACUGGGGAUUAACCAUGUGUCUAGAGUGUGAUAAUCUGGUCUACCAACAACAGAAAAUGGGCUAGUUAUACUAAAGCAAAACAACAAAAAAUAACAGUUUUAAAACUUUAUUUAAAUGUUAUAGAAUCAUUAAAGAGACAUUAAUGUCAAACUUUUAAAAACUCCUUUAUAAAAUAUUAAAAGCCAAUUUAAUAUCCUUUUUGUUAUAUCCUAAAAAUCUGCUAGCCUGUGCUCAUGUGUAUGAUGAAAGGAAAAGUGCACAAUGAGAUAUGUAUGAGUAUAUAUCUCCUCGUGCAACAUAUAUAUGUAUGUAUAUAUGCAUAUAUAGAAUGAAAUGCUCACCAUAAAUUAUAUUAGAAAAAUAUAUUUCAUACACAUACAUUUAAUAUAGUUUAAAUUUAUAUUGUAAAUUGUAGCUUGAAAUAAAAUUCAUGACAGUAUUCUUAUUGUGAUUAUUUUUGAUACUAUUGAUAAAAACAAUAUGCCUAAAUUGAUAUUUAACAUGAUUAGUGGGCAGCCACCUAUAGGAAAUUAUUAUUCUGAUUUUCUUCACUUUAGCAAUUAGUAGUUAAUAUUUAAUAUUUUCUUUACAGUGUGAUGAUUAGCUAUUAUCAUUUGUUAUAACUUGGGCUGUUUGACAGAGAAUUUUUAGAAAUGAACAAAAAUGAUCAAAUAAAUCUCUAAUUCUCAUGUAAUUUAGGUUUUGGUGCAUGGGAUUUAUUUAUCAAAUUCUAGUUUAUACAUAGAGCACAUUUUAACAGCAGAAUGCUUACUUAUGUGUUCACCCCUCCAGUGCCUUGGUAUAUAUAUAGAUAUAUAGAUAUAUAUCUUUAUAUAUAGCAUAAACUCUUUCAUCAUUAUUGGGUUCAUUGUAGUAUAUAUAGUGCUAAUUCAAAGGGAAUAUUAUAGGUAUUUAGUCAGAGAAGUGAGUUAAACAUUUGAAAACUUUGCUAACUACUAUGGUUAAUGUAUUUUGCCUGAUAAAGAAUAAUUCAAUUAAGCUGAAUUAUAUAAAAGCAGGGAUAUUUUUAAUUUGUUAUAUUACAACAAGUAUUUAUUUUGGGAAAAAAAACAGAUAAUAUAAGUGGAAUGUGUACACUAACAUUAAGCAUCCAACACUUUUUUUUAAAGAAAGAAAAUCAGCUAAUCACUUCUUGGUCAUAUUUCAGAUGUGUAUCAAUUUACAGUGUUAAAGCCUUUGCUUAUUACACUGUUAUUGAGCAAGAAGAAAAGCAAUUAUUUGAAAAUAAAUGCUAAGUCCAUAUUCCCAUGAAAGCAGAGAUUUUUCUUUGGGUGCAUUAGGUUAUAGAUACUUCCCAUAUUACAGUGAAAAAGUUUGUUAACAAACUUUGUCUACAUGAAUGUUGGAUUUGAGAGGUUUGAUUUAUUGCUGACAAAAGUAAUAAUUCAACAAUAUUUAGAAUUACUGCUAGAAUCCAGCAGUGUGGAGAAGCUUUAAAAGCACAAGGACAAUCUUGUGCUUAAUUUUUAAGGUAAGUGUAGAUGUUUCCAUAUUAAGACACUCAUUUCAUUACUAUUAAAAGUGUUCUACUUAAUGAACUCUGCAUAAGAAAAUGUUCAUACUUCUAAAAUUAUUUUUUAUGAUUUAUUCUUAUUCCUUAAUACUUUCAAAUCAUAAUACCACUGAGUUGCACAUUUGAAUUUGCUUUUGAAGUAUAUAAAAUAUUAUAAAAUGUUAUAUAUUUUAUAAAUAUUAAAAAAUGCAAUGAGAA
Molecule: messenger RNA, 6092 nt
Organism: Choloepus didactylus (southern two-toed sloth)
Lineage: Eukaryota; Metazoa; Chordata; Mammalia; Pilosa; Megalonychidae
Gene: SNTG1
Product: syntrophin gamma 1
Exons: 19
Coding region: 866-2419 (517 amino acids)
Cellular component (GO): intracellular anatomical structure; dystrophin-associated glycoprotein complex
Molecular function (GO): structural molecule activity; protein binding
Source: RefSeq, a predicted model, not a curated record